UUAUUUGUCAUUUUAUAUAUCAUGUUAUUGUAAAUAAUGGACAAUAAUGUCUUAGUAGAUGUCACUGUAUGAAAACAAACGUCGGGGAUGCGAAAUAUAUUUCUUCGAGUCAGCGCAUGACUUUGAACCAGUGUUACCAUUUGCGUUCGUUCGGAAGGUUCUUCUGAAAAGCAACUUAGUCGUAAUUUUUGCGAAUAUAAUUUUAGUGUUUCAAAAUCGCAUAUUGUAUAGUAAGAGAAGUUUCACGGGAUUUCUCUAAAGUCAGUAAACAGUAAAACAGUUUUGUGUAAAAAUAAUUUUAUAUAUAAACUCAUUAUGUCAACCAAGCGCGUAACUAACAAUAAAGCUUCUAAGAAACUUCUCACAAUGGAAGAGAAACUUCAAAUUUUGGAGAAAUUUGAUGGUGGCAUUUCAGUGAAAAACAUUGCCACUUGUUUUAAUCUACCUUAUAUUACUGUAUAUCAGAUAGUGAAGAAAAGUGAUAAAAUACGCGAAUCAAUGAAUAAAGGAAUGAGCAUGAAAAGCAAGUUUAUAAUAUCUAAAUCAAAAUUUAAAGAAUUGGACAAACAAUUACAUGAAUGAUGUAAAGAGAAUGUACCGGGAAAUGUAAUUGACUACCAGCAAUAUAAAAAGCUUACUGAGGAAGCAUAUAAAAUCGCAAAAGGAGUUGAGAAAUCACCAAACGAUAUGCAUAGUUUUAUUCGAGAUUUUAGAAAACGUUACGACAUUAAAGUAAAGUCUAAAAGUUCUCUUUCAAUUUUGAAUGAAAAAUUGCAUAAAUGGUAUGAAGAGCGGAAAGCAUCAGGAAACACAAUUGACUCGAAGCAACUUCGUAAGGCAGCAUGUGACUUCGCAAAAGAUGUUGGUGAACCGUCAAAUAUGAAGGACUUUUUGUAUAGAUUUAAAAAACGUCACGGAUUUGAACUAUGUAGCUACAAAAGUAAGAAGAUUUUGCAAAAUUCUUUUCAAAGAGAUGAUGAGGCCGAUCAGUCUAUAAUGCUGAACAAUUUGUUCAAAAAUUCAGACAGCGAUUAGAGCAGGAAAAUAUUAGUAAAGAUAACAUUUAUGUUAUGGUCCAAGCAGACGUUAUAUUUCAUACUCUUCUUCAAACCUUGCUAGCAUAUACAGACAAGAAAAAAAUUGCAAUACAAAGUAACGUUAAAGAUUUGAAGAAGGUAAUUUUAACUGUUAUAUUGUGUGCAAAUGUUACUGAUAGUAACUGUUUCCAAUUAUUUCCUUUUCCGACUGUAAUUAAUGAGUAUGAAAAGCAAAGUGUAUUAGAAUAUUGCAAGAGUAGAUUGCUCGUCGCUCAUGAACUACAAGAAAAUGCAGAAAAUCUCGAUGAAAUAUCGGAAGAUUUUGCACUUUGGUAUAAUAGUAUAUUUAAGAUUGAUGUGAAAGAAUAUCAGAAAAAAAAUAAUAUAGCUGGCAAAUAAUUUUUACUUGUAGAUAAUUGCAAACAAUACAUCUCGGAUAAGAUUACUCAAAAUGACGAUUUUGAAAUAGUGUUCUUUCCGAUAAACUUAUUACAAUUGUGUUCAGAAAUUAUUGAGAAGAUGAACCAAAAUUGUUGUAAUUACUUGAUAGAACAUAUACAGAAUGAUUCUUCUGGAUCUGAAGGUAUCGACCAGCUUUAUAAUAUAAAGUUGUGUAAUAAGAUAGUUCGUAAAUCAUGGGCAGUCGCUUCGAAAGAAAUGGAAAAAUUAUGGAGAUUUUUAGACAAUAUCGGCAAUCACGAGAAGAUAUUUCAACACUCACAUUAGCUUCUGUUACUUCACCAGUUAAUUAAGUCUACAGGAAAAGUCAUCGUUCCUGACAAAAAACCAUUACUUAUUCUUUGCACAGACGGCGACAGAAAAGAACAUCACCAACAAAGAGAAACUAUUAAAGAGACUUAAAACAAUAAUAAAAACAGAAAGGGAAGACACUCAGAAAUAUCUCUUGGCAAUUUAGAAUAGAUAGUUUAUAAUAGUUGAAAAAGAUUUUAUAUAAAAGACUUUAAAUGAAAUAUUAAACAAAAUACUUAGUUCUAAUGGAAAAAAUAAAAAAGAGGAACUUCAAGUAUUGCAAAAACAUUCGUACUUUUGUAUAUAAAGUUCGCAUUAUUAAUAUUAUUAUUAUUAUUGUUACGAUGUUUACUUAUGCAAGACGUGCAUACAAUUUUAUGUAGCUAGAAGAAAUUGUUAUAUUACCCGUAAUUUAUAUAUUCGCUAGUAAACUUUUUGGUAUGGAAUGUUUAAAACAAAAAAAAAUUCUCAAAACUUUUAAAUCAUUUUAUCGAAUCGGUAUUUACACAGAACAGUGAUUGUGUGAAUUGAGAAUUAUGUUUUUAUUAUAAUUAUACGUAAUGAGGAAUGCAGUACCUAGGAGUUUCAAAAUUUCUGGAAUGCUUAAAAAUUAUAUUUGAAGAAAUUUAAAUUCUCUGCUCGGAGGUACAACUGAUGAAAUCAAACUUCAGAGGAUGGCAUGCAAAAAAAUUCGAGGAUUCUGGGGCUAUCACAGGCAGGGUUCUUGUCAAGCUGGUUUCGGAGCCGCAAUAUCUAAGAAUAGCGAAAGAGUUUUUAUAGGAGCACCGGGCAGUUGGUAUUGGCAAGGUCAGAUAUAUUCGAUCGCCACCGCCAUGAGAUUGAAGUUUGUAGCAACGAUGUAUAUCACCGAAGCCGAAGCAUCAGGACAAGCGUUUUCACAGCCUUUGAACAAUCAAUCGAAAGUAAUGUUCACCAAAGAGGGUCCUGCGAAAGAGGAUGAUAGUUACAUGGGUUAUUCCGUGACGACAGGAGAUUUCGUUGGGAAUGGCGAUAGUGGUACAGCAAUCGGAGUUCCACGUGGUUCCGAUCUUCUGGGCAAGGUAAUACUUUUCACAUCAAACAUGACGAAUCCUCGAAAUCUCACUGGCGAACAAAUGGGCGCUUAUUUCGGUUACGCCGUGGCUUCCGGCGAUAUAGACGGAGAUGGGUUGGACGACCUGAUAGUCGGUGCACCCAUGUACACAAUCCCGGAUAAUCCGGAAAUGACCAUCGAGACCGGAAGAAUCUACGUUAUCUAUCAAGGCGAUAGCGCGGAAAAAUUCCGCAAAUUCGAUAUAAGAGACGGCGAGAGCAAUCGCGGACGUUUCGGCUUGUCACUGGCUUCUCUGGGGGACAUCGACCGUGACGGUUACGGUGACUUCGUCGUCGGCGCGCCCUACGCUGGUCCGAAUGGCCGCGGUGCCGUCUACAUUUAUUACGGCUCACGAACCGGUGUAUUGGAGAAGUAUUCCCAGGUGAUCCACGCGGAGGAACUGGACAAUCCGGUGCAGACCUUUGGAUUUUCGGUGGCCGGCGGCCUCGACCUCGAUGGUAACGUCUAUCCGGAUCUGGUGGUCGGUGCGUACGAGUCGGCAACAGCGAUGUUCUUCAGGUCACGACCAGUGAUCAAGAUGGAUUCUUACGUGACCUUCGACUCUGAAUCCAAGUUAAUCUCCUUGGAUAACAGAAACUGUACGCUUUCGGAUGAUACCAGGGUCACAUGUCUUCCACUUAGAGCUUGCUUUAGAUAUUCAGGCGAGGGUGUUCUUACGAGGCACAAUUUUAAUAUACAGUAUGUACUCGAUGUGAAGAAAACGAAGAAUCCGAGGCUGUUCUUCCUUGAGUUGGAGGGCAAGAACACGAUGAAUCAUACGAUCACGGUCGAACGCGAUCGGCAGUUCUGUCGCACGGUUCAGGUCUACGUGACACCGAAUAUUCGUGACAAAUUAACAUCGUUGGAUGCCGAGAUGCGUAUGAGUUUGGAAGAAGAACGAAUUCCGGACAAUCGCCGUCGUGAUCCCAGAAUGCCGUUGCGACCAGUCCUUGGAGUGACGACCUCCCGGAAAGAUACUCUCUCUAUCAGAAAGAAUUGUGGUCCUGACAACGUCUGUAUACCUGACUUACAACUCAGUGUGAGAUCUAACGUUGGCAGAUACUUACUGGGCUCUGGCAAGAGACUGGAGCUUGAAGUUCUGGUGCAGAACGCGGGCGAGGACGCCUUCGAGGCAACGUAUAAUUUGCAGCUACCGGCUGGCAUCGAUUAUAUCAAGAUCGAGCGUAUCGAAACCCUGGAGAUUCCCGUUCACUGUUCCGCGCCCAAGCAAUCGAAUAACAAUACUCUUCGCUGUGAUAUCGGAAAUCCACUGCCGCAGAAUAAACUGGUGAAAUUCAAGGUGCUACUUCAACCUGUGACGUCACACGGGAUGAAACCCAUCUAUGAAUUCGACAUGCAAGUCAACACUACGAAUCCCGAAGACUACAUCAAAACCUAUGACAACAGCCAGCAUCUAUCUCUGCCGAUCUGGAUAGAGACGGAUUUGCGUGUCGACGGCGAAAGUAAACCCAAGGAUCUGUAUUAUAAUCCAGACAAUUACACUGCCGUGAAUAUUACGACGGAACUCGAAUUUGGCCCAGCGGUGACGCAUAAUUAUACGAUUCGCAAUCAAGGCCCAUCAGAUAUCAUUGAAGCCGAAGCAUUCCUCGUGUGGCCCGCGCAGACUUUAUCCGGGAAAGAACUGAUGUACUUGUUGGAACAGCCAGAGACCGCGGGACCAAUCGCUUGCGAACCUGCUAAUGCAAACUAUCUUAGUUUGAAGUUGGAUCAACGCAGAAGAGUGCAUUUAAAUUACCCCGACUAUUCCGGCGUGAUCCUGGACGAAUCGCAAUCAGGCAAGACGAUCAACGUUCAAAGAGGCUUCGAGGUGGACCGUAACAAAGCGAGCAAGAAUGAGGAAACCGAGAUCAAUAGCGGCGAUAGUUCGAAUAUUCAAAAAUCACGACAUUCUUCCUCUUCGUCUUCCUCCUCUUCCUCGUCGAGCGUCACCGAAACUAGAAGGAUCCAACUGAAUCCAUCGGGAGAGAAACCUGACGUUCUCACUACGACAUACACGCACAACGCUUCCGGAACUAGUUCGGUCGGUACCGGUAAUUUGUCCAGCAAUCGUGGAGUCGUUUUCCACACAGAAUCCAGUAGUGGUUCCACAACUUUGGGAGGGGGAUUCCGCGAAUCCGAAAAGGAAUCCUUCGGCUCUCGGAGAUUACCCGAUCUUGAAGAGCCUUACGAGACUCGCAUGAAUCAUUCCAUUAGAGUAGAAAAUCGUUGGGAAGAAAGCGAUACACAAAGUGGACGUACGACCUCAUCUUCGGGAAGGUUUGAUUCGGGUUUGACUGAGAGCGAGAGACGAUAUCAAGAUCUAUUGAGACAGCGGGAAGAAAUUCGCUUACGCCAAGAAGAGGAGGCUCGUCAGAGGAAGCUACACGAGGAAACACGACUACGUCAGAGAGAAGAGCAGGAACGUAUCAUCGCUUUGCAACGUCGUCGAGAGGAAGAGGAGCGUCGGCAGGAAGAAGAACGACUUCGAGAAGAAAAGGAACGACGUCGAUAUGAACACGAACGACGAGAAGAAGAACGGCGAAGACAGCAAGAAGAACGACGCCUUCAGGAAGAGCGGGAGCACAAGUACAACUAUAACGAGGAAAGGCGCCAUGGCGGAUUUGGAGAUGAUCGCCAUCAAACGGAAGAUUUCAUCACUGGCGAUCGCGAAGAGACGGUUGGAGGACGAGAAUUUGGUUUUCGUUUGCAAAAUGUGAGUUCCACGCAAGAACUAGACCGAUUCUUUGGUGCAUUGACGAAAGACGCGGCUGGUUAUAAGAUAUAUAACAAGCAAGGACAGCAGUAUGUACAGUUCAAAGCGAGAUUCAGGACAUCUGCCGACUGGAAGGAAUACAUAGAAUUUGAGGACGGCUCUAUGUUCCCUCUUCAAGAUCAUUACGGUGAACAGAGUUAUGUUACAGAAUCCACGGAACCUCGCGACAAUCGGUUCCUCAGAAUAGAAGGUCAGCUGCUUAUCACUCCGGAUGGUAAAAAUUAUAUCUCUCUAAAAGAUGGCCGAAGGUUUCCUCUUCAGGGCUCUUACACGUACACCGAAGAAAGAAGAUAUACAUUAAAUGGUCCGCAUGACGGCUACGCUGACAAUCAGGAUGAGAGGACUUACAGUCAAUCCUGGCAAGAAGAAUCUUCUGAUCGUGGUGUAACUUCGGACGGAAAUUACGAAACCAGGUACAAUACACGUACACACGAAGAGAGACGAACGAAAGAGCAAACAAGCAAUACGAGAGUCUACGGAAGAAAUGAUCGAUUUAAUCGGGAUCGAGCUAACGUUGAUUCCUUCACCGAGAGACCGGACUCCGAUCUUGUGGGCUCGAGACACAGGCGCGAGAGCGACAUGAUUGACGUUCAGGAGUUCAGGAAAUUCGAGCGACUACACAGGCAUCGGCGAGAUGUCGAGACGGAUGACCCAUUAAAUGAACCUGCAUUUCAGAAUGAAGAUUAUUAUGAGGACGAUCCCGAAUACCAGGAACCAGUACAGCCCUGUGACGCAGCAAAAUGCGUGAUGUUACGAUGUGUGCUGGGUCCAUUGAAAAAGGAUCAAGAGGUCUGGAUCGGCGCGAGGUAUCGCGUGGACGCUAGGACCUUGAAAGAGGUGGCCUUUAAGGAAAAGGUGAAAGUGUCGACGAAGUUGGUGGCACGUGUCACGAAGCAACCAUUUAUCGGUACGCCAGCCGAACAAGUCAUCAAGAGUGAUGAAGUUAUCACGAACAUCGAACCCAGCGCACCACCUUCCGCUCCGGACAUUAUUCCAGUAUGGGUGGUAGUUUUAUCGGCCUGCGCAGGAAUGAUAAUUCUCUUGCUACUCAUCUACUUGCUUCACAAGUGCGGUUUCUUUAAGAGGAAUAGGCCCUCUGACGCUCCAGAAAGACAACCGUUGAAUCGAAACGGUCAUUUUCAACAAGGCGAGGAUCACUGAAGUUUUUGACUUUCUGGCUAUAUUGGAUUUAGUCGCAGACGAGAAAGCUCGCUGUGCGAUCGAAAAGUGCCUUAGUUCUUUGAUAAUCGAGAGAAUGCAUAAUGUGCAUGAAUUCUUUCGACGUAGUCUGCAGAGACGCGGUCCUGAAUAUCUUAAUAGCGUUCAACAGUGCCUUAAUCCACUGUUCAAGAUGAACAUCUGCUGAGGCGCAUGGAUUCUGAGUGACGGUUUGUCACUCUUAUACUGCCAUUGAAUACUCCUUCCAGCUCCUGCAGCUCGACCACGCAAGUUUCUAGUCAGGAGACGUUUUUCUUUUUUUUUUUAAUUAUCUGUAAUUACUUAAGCCGCGCGUAUAGUCGGCAGAUACGAAAAUAUUUCGACAUUCUUCGGUGAAUCGUAUCUUCAUGUAUAUAAGUAUAUAUAUAUUAUUUUUUUUAUCGUUUUAUCCGGUGGUAAAGCGCCUUGAUGCGUGCCUCGUUGCUUCCGCUGCCUUUUUACGAUAAAAUAGAAUUAAUUAUUUUUUUAUCCGCGUCCAAUCGGCACGAUCUCUAAAACGUAUCGCCGAUGACAUCUCGAAACUCAUUCAGUGUCGAAUAUCACGAAUAGAUUCUUCCGUAAAGCUUCUUUCAUACAAGAUGAUGAUCGAACGUUGUAUGUCGAGACAAAUUAAAUUUACACAUCGUAAAAGAGGUUUUAAUUUUGCGGACGUCUCCUUUUAGAUGUUUCUUCCAAGUUAUUAUAUUAUUUGAAUGAUCUGUUGUUAGCAGCAUUUGAAACAUUACUCACAGACUGUUUAAAAGGAGUCUAUAAAUCUUUCUUGGAAGCAGCCUCGAAGGCAUACGGGGCUCUUUUGAAUUAUUUAUUAAAUUUCUAUGUUAUAUAUAUAUAUAUAUAUAUAUA
This is a messenger RNA of Nylanderia fulva, 7714 nucleotides long. NCBI's taxonomy places the organism in Eukaryota, Metazoa, Arthropoda, Insecta, Hymenoptera, Formicidae. The record is from RefSeq and is a predicted model, not a curated record.